AUGACCACUGAAUUCUUGAGAGUGGACAAGUUUCAUGAGGAAGUGAGUGCCAAGAAGAUGGAGAUGCAGCCGGAGCUAUCGCUCGGUCCAACGUGGCCGGCGCUGGGCUUUGCCUCCGAGAAGAGCACCAAGAGCUCGUCGUCCGAGUCGGACGGCAGCUCCCGGAAGAAGAGGAAGCACUACACCUGGGAGGAGCCCGUGUCGCACCUGGAGCUCCAUCUCAGUGAUCCACUGCCCCUGGACUGGGACCAGUGCCUUGACCUCCAAUCUGGAAGGAUGUAUUACCUGAACAAGAAGACGUUGAAGAGGAGCUGGAACAGACCCAAGGAGCAGGGCGUGAACCUGGAGCUCAACAUGUCCACCACACCGAUGAACGUCGUCGUUUUGGACGGCAACACCGGCGCCGCUGCUGCCACCCUCUCACAAGCUGGAACAAAGAGAGGCACCGUGGUCAGCUCCGGAGAAAACAUGAUCGCCGUGCCAUGCGCCAACUGCCAUCUCCUAGUCAUGCUCUGCAAGUCCUCCCCUUCCUGCCCCAACUGCAAGUUCGUGCAGUCGUUGGCACCGGCUGCGCCACAGGUGGCUAAUCGCAGGCUCGACGCCACCGUGAAGCCACUGCAGACCCUGAGCCUUCUCCACUAG
Molecule: messenger RNA, 642 nt
Organism: Lolium rigidum
Lineage: Eukaryota; Viridiplantae; Streptophyta; Magnoliopsida; Poales; Poaceae
Exons: 2
Coding region: 1-642 (213 amino acids)
Molecular function (GO): protein binding
Source: RefSeq, a predicted model, not a curated record